Messenger RNA from Necator americanus (New World hookworm), 519 nucleotides. RefSeq lists its product as uncharacterized. The transcript has 6 exons. Bases 1 to 519 code for a protein of 172 amino acids. The record is from RefSeq and is a predicted model, not a curated record. Lineage: Eukaryota; Metazoa; Nematoda; Chromadorea; Rhabditida; Ancylostomatidae.
AUGCUGCACGGUCUCUACGGUUACAUCUUCGGAGCUGAGGACUCCAACGAUUCGCAGGUCUCCAAUGACAGUGAAGCGUCGCUGUGCCCACCUGGUAAGAUGACCGAGGAUGACUGGUGCUUGGUCGAUGAUGCGCCGUCUGGUCGCAGCUCUCCGGAAUUGAUUCCCAAUCUUGAGUUACGCGACAUCGAUCAAUUGUCGUUCGCCUCGAAGAAGUCUGCGCCCGCUCCCACCGCCGAAGAGAUUCGACGAAGUGAAGAGUUACGACAGGCGAAAGCUGCGACAGCGCAUCGACUACAACUGGAGCGAGUGCUUUUUUCCGAUGCCGAUUCGCCGAAUACUUCGCUGCCGUUAACAUCAUUGAAGGCGAAGAAUCCGUUGGUAUCAGCCGCUAAAUUGAAACGAGCAACGGCUGUUACUCAUGUGAGUAGCGAAUCGAAGACGAAAACACGCUCGAAAAAAGCCGGGAAGAUGUCAUCAGGACGUAAUAAUGAUCGCAAGGUCAACAAUAUCGACUAA